This is a messenger RNA of Homarus americanus (American lobster), 3937 nucleotides long. It is a transcript of the gene SCCRO3, whose product is annotated as DCN1-like protein 3. The record is from RefSeq and is a predicted model, not a curated record. The coding region runs from base 229 to 1164 and encodes 311 amino acids. The transcript is spliced from 3 exons. NCBI's taxonomy places the organism in Eukaryota, Metazoa, Arthropoda, Malacostraca, Decapoda, Nephropidae. Gene Ontology annotation, cellular component: ubiquitin ligase complex. Gene Ontology annotation, biological process: protein neddylation; positive regulation of ubiquitin-protein transferase activity. Gene Ontology annotation, molecular function: cullin family protein binding; ubiquitin-like protein binding; ubiquitin conjugating enzyme binding.
UGGUGUAUGUGUUGUUUCUCGCGCGUGAAAGGCAUUGAAGGGAGAUAUAUCGAUGUGAUUCAAUAUGUGGAUGUGAAAUUUGGGCAGAGGACAAUGAUUCCGAGAUAGUAAGUGUGCAGAGAUGAGGAAGACUAUGUCGUGAUGGUGGCGGCGGCAGCUCAGGACUCUCGCUGAGGAAGCAAGGAAGGUGCCGGCCUGGGGGGUCAGGUGUGGCGGGCAGCGGGACCAAUGGGGAAGUGCCUGUCUUGUCUAAAGGUCCCUCCACCCGCCCACCAACGUAGCAUAUCGCACCAUCCUACAUUACAACACCCUCCUCCCCGGCACGAAUACGAACGAACCAGAGAGGUAAGCGAGAGUGGCAGCAGUCUUAGUGGUGUGGAGGGGCGUUCUCCAGUACCACCACCUGAUGCACAGAGUAAUGGCAGUGGAAAAAAUUCUGUAAUUAUCAGUGCCCCAGAAAAACGUUCAUUUUAUUCCAGAAUCCCACCACUUGCUAAGUCUGCCAGCAAUGAAGUCAGAAGAUUAUCAUCCAAAGACUAUUCUGAAGCAAAAAUUUGUGUUUUAUUUGAUCAGUAUAAGGACUGCCAGUGUGACUACAUCCUCUCAGAAGGCAUUGAAUGCCUUUGUAUGGAUUUAGAUGUAAAACCUGAAGAGUUUAAAGUGUUAGUUCUAGCUUGGAAAUUUGGGGCUGAAACAAUGUGCAGAUUUAGUAGAGGAGAAUUUGUGAGUGGGUGCAAAGCCCUGAGAGUGGACUCUAUUAAAGGUAUACAGUCCAGAUUUUCAGACAUGCUGCUUGAGGUCCAGGAUCCAGAAAAAUUCAAAGACUUGUAUAGAUUUACUUUCAAGUUUGGCCUGGAUGCUGAUGCCAGCCAACGAAUUCUACCGUCCGACAUGGCAGUGUUGCUAUGGAAGCUUGUUUUUUCACAGCAUGAACCUUCUAUUUUAAAGAGAUGGUUGACUUUCCUUGAAAGGCAUCCAAAUAUUCGGGGUAUUCCCAGAGACACCUGGAAUAUGUUCCUAAAUUUUACAGAAGUUGUGGGGGAAGAUCUAAGUUCUUAUGAUGAUACAGAAGCGUGGCCCAGCCUUUUUGAUGACUUUGUUGAAUUUGAAAAUGAUCAAUUGAACCAAAAUAUAACUAAAGAUCAUAAAGAAGAGAGUGAAUAAUGCCACGUUAAUACUAGGAAGGAAUAUUUCAUAUGAGCAUGUUUUAAGUGAUAUUUUUAAAAUAUGAUUGAAUUUUUUAUUGUUUUCUGUCUUUAUACAAAGUGCUCAUUUUAAUAGUUCAGAAAGUUCUAUACCACUGAUGCUAUGACCUGAGAUAUUAACCAUAACUGUUAAUGCAAUGAAUUACAUAUUGUACUUGUUUACAACUUAGAGAAAAUUGUCUUUAUUUUGUUCAUGUCACAAAUAUUUGAGUAUUGGUAGGUUGAUGAAAAAUGCACGAAUGUUUGAGACUAGUGAUAUGACCCACUGCAGUUUUGUGACACAUUUAUGUACGAGUGUUGAAGAUGAAGUGUAGGGAUAAAGUGUGUACAGUAUUUAUUACUAUAUGGUGCCAGAAGAACAAACAUUAACUGUGAGAGUCGCCUCAACUUUUCCCUUCUAUUUUCUUACAAUAACAAAUAUUUUUUUUAUAGUCUCAAGUCUGUUGAAGGAAACUGAUGUUUAGUAUCCAGCAUGUUUCACAGGUUGCAGCCUAGGCUAACUCUUGACAAUGAUGGCCGACACUAUUUAAGCAAAUAGUACAAGUCUUCCAUCACAACCCUGAACCCUGACCCUCAGGGACUAGUGUGGGAGGUGAAUGUAACCACUCAGUGUUGAGAGCUAAGGUAGUUAUAGUGCUGCUGCUACUGGCACAUCACAAAUCUCCUUGGUUUUCAUUAGUUACCUUGAAUUUCCAGUAACAAGCUUCAGUCCAGCCAUCUUUUCCACAAAUUCAGGUAUUUGUCGAGGCUUUGCUACACUUACCCUUUGGAGAAGAUGUGGAAUGUUUAAAAACUUCAGCUUUUGUGGGUCAAGUUUCAGUCUUGGAAUUGAUGGAUGGUUACACUUCAAAGUAGACUUCUGCUCUGGAGUUCUCAUUAAGGGAAGCUUUUGUCAUAACCAAUGCUUCUUAACAUUUUUACUUCAACCAGAUCUUUAGAGUACAUGCUAAAGUACUUUGAAUCAAUUUGAAACCUGAUGGAAGGACUGAAGCUGACUUCAAGGAAAGUGUUUUUCUUGCUAGUCCUAGCAUCAAGUACACAGAUAUUAGAGAGUUGUGCCAUUAGAAGAGAUGUACUGGUUACAUAUUUGGAUCUUCUCUUCAUUGAGCAUCUCAAAGGUUUUGGUCAAAAGGUUAAGCUGGACUGAGGCUUAUUCCUGGAAAUCCAAGAUAGGUUAAUUUGGACAAGGAAGGGUUGUGAUGCACAAGCACCAGGACUUUCCACUUCUUAACACUGAUUGAUGAGUUUACCUUGCAGACCUCUCCCUGAGGGAUAAGGUUGUAACAGGAGAGUUUUACCUACAGUUUGAUUAGUGCCAGCCACCAUUAGGUUUUAGCCAGGUUUGUAACCCCUUGAGAUUUAAUGGGCAGUAAAUAUAAAUUUAUAUCCAAACUCCACUAUGAAAUGGGAUUACGGGAUCAGUCCUUCAUUUUUACACCUAAAGACUGAUGGACACAAGUUCUGUACAUACUGUAGUUAUAUUUUGCUAUUUAUUUCUUUUUGGAGUCCCUAAAGUACAGAUAUUCUAUUGCAAAUGAAAUGUUUUAAUAGAAAAAUUAUGUAACUGAAAUUUCUUUUAAUUGGUAUUGUUACCUAUACAGGUACAGUACUCAUUGUUUUUAAUUGUUUCAGAGAGGAAAAUGUUAUCAGAUUGCUCUUUGUACCAUUAAUCAGUGGAGGGAAUCGGUGGUAAAAAAGAGGACUUUUUUUUUAACCCUCUCGCGCAUGCAAUAAGUUUUUAAGUUUCCUUGACCACAACAAAAGUCAUAUGGGACCACUCACAUGAGGUCUGGUUAUCUUCAUUCUGCGGCCAAUUUAUCACACAAGAAAUAAAAUUUUUCUCAUGAUAUGUACAUCAUUGGCUUCAUUAUUGUUUUGGCUUUAACAUAGUAGGAAGACAACGACGAAAAUAAGACUAUUUUUUCAUUCAGACUAAAUAAAAUAUCAUGAAUGUUUUCCCAGCAUCAUAUCUUGGAUAUUUUUCACAAACCUACCAAGGUACAGUGUUAUAUACUAUAUACAGUAGUUAUAAAAGUGGAAUUUAUGAGCUUUCCAACGGUGGCUUUGGAAUUUUGAAAUGACUGAUUGUGGGAAGGGUGGGAGAGGAAAUAGAGAGAGAAAUGCAACCUACCAGCACAGCUGACGGGAGGAAACUGAUGGACAGCAGAACUCCAUCAGCGUUUUGGUACUUUCUGGAACUUUGACUCGCAAGAUCAUGAAUUCAUAUAUGACGCAAGAAAAUUUGAUGCAAUUAUAUAUCUUGGAAACUUUUUAGGGAGGACGAAUUUUUAAAGUUUAAUGACGCAAAUAGUGCUACCCAAUGAUUUGCAUCACAUUGUGCGAGAGGGUUGAUCAGAAAUCCAACAACAGGGGUGGUACCUCUAAAAGAUAUAAAGUACCUGUACAUAUAAAACAAAACAUUUAAGUAAAAGUUAAAUUUAAAUUAUGGGGCUUAAAGAAUUGUACUACCGUGUAUUUAAUUAAUAAAUUUUCUUGAAUAUUGUAAUACAGUACAGUAUACAGCAACAAAAUUUACAUGGUGUAAAGACUGUACUGUACUGAUAUUUGUACAGUACUCAGGUCCUCUUCAGUAAGUGUUGGAAUAUUCUGAAAUGCAGAAAAAAAAUAUAAUCUCAUGUUUGUCAGUUACAUUUGCUCAUCACUGAACAUCACUCAAAGGUGAUUUGUACUUAAAAUAUCUCUUGUGUUAGAAACUAUACAUGUGAAACUAU